Acanthaster planci (crown-of-thorns starfish) is the source of this 4200-nucleotide messenger RNA. It is a transcript of the gene stxbp4, whose product is annotated as syntaxin binding protein 4. The record is from RefSeq and is a predicted model, not a curated record. Lineage: Eukaryota; Metazoa; Echinodermata; Asteroidea; Valvatida; Acanthasteridae. Gene Ontology annotation, molecular function: protein binding.
AACGACGCUCGGGUAAAAUGGCAGUCUCUGACAAAAUUUGUAAACAGUGGAUAAAAAUGCCAGUAGACUGACUCAUCCAGAUCUGGAACCUGAAGGUCUGACCGAUAACAUUCAGCAAGAUUUCAGCAAUCAGAAUGUCAGUGACUAUGACAGUAACAGAGACAGGUGUCAGUGCUGUUGAGGGAUCACCACGGCACAGUCACCACAUGGAUGAAACAGAAACUGUAGUAUUCAAUGACUGUAAAACUGGCCUCGGCAUCAAGAUUAUAGGAGGAAGGAGUGAGCAAGAGAGUGGAAGAGAUUAUGGCAUCUUUAUACGACGGGUGAUCCCCGGUGGACUAGCUGAGCAAAGUGGACGUUUGAAGGAAGGAGACCAGAUACUGAGUGUAAACGGCACAAGUUUACUGCGUGUUACCAAUGAUGAAGCUGUACAGCAUCUCCGAAGUGCCUCGGCAACUAAUCAAGUUACGUUGGUUGUCACAAGAAAUAUGUCAGCCGUGCGUCGAUUUUCGUUACUUAUUGAAAGUCAACUUGCUAACACAAGGAAUACUUUCAGCUUGGAUUCACAGUCUAUCUCAUCAGAUCAAGGCUCAGAUGUACACGAGCAAAGUUCCAGACCCUGGUCUUCAUCUCAAAGAGAGCGGACCUCAAGUCAGUCACCAUCACCUAGUCUAGACUCUGCAUCAUCAGUACCGGCUGAGCGAGCUCCAAGCUCAGCUAAUCAAAGGACGCCAGAUGUGCGUGAGAUUAUCUUGAACAAGUUGAGUGGUCUUGGAUUGAGCAUAUCUGGAGGCGUGGAUCGACCAGACGGACCAGGGAUAUACAUCCAAGGCAUCCAACAAGAUGGAGAUUGUGCAAGGGAUGGCCGUUUGAGAGCUGGUGAUCAGCUGAUGUCAGUGAAUGGGGAACCGUUGUCCGGGGUAACAAAUGAGGUUGCCGUGGAGAUACUGACUAGAGCAUCAUGCAGGACUGAUGUGGAUACAUUAUGUGUCAGCUACACUCCAGCCAUGUCAGCCCGCUCUUGCAGACAGCCAAGUAAUCACACCCCUACCUCCUCCUACCCAUCUCCAUCAAGUACCAAUCAACCUCUCUCCCCUCACCGGUACCCAUCUCAUUCCACUUCACCCUCACAACCACCACUACAUACUGGUCACCAGCAUCAACAGGGAUCACCAUUUGCCAAGACUAGUGGCGUAUCACCUCAUGUUGUAGGGGAUGUGGUGUCCUCUCAGGGAAACAUACCCGAGUCAUCUUCAGGAGAGCGGUUAUCCCCCCCUGUGGUGAGGCAGUUAAUGUCGCCACCACGAUAUGAGCAAGCUACAAUCAAUGGUUAUCCUUUAUCAGCGCUCCAUCAUCAAGCACCGUCCAAUAUUGCCAUGCCAUUGUAUCUUCAGAGACAUUUACACAUUCAACCAGCAUCAUCCUCAACUCCGCAAGCCGACAGCACCAGUGGUCACCUUAACAGAUUUCCUGCACCACACAGCAGUCACCUGGAGCCGUCACCAGUCCUGCCUACAAGCAGUGUCACCGUGGCAACGCAUCAUCACAACACCCAAUCCUCAGCAGCAUCUCCUUUAGCUACACCCCCUAUUGGUACCUCUGCCAUCAGUCCCUCUCCAUCUCAGACCAGCUCUCGUAGGAGACGACUUUCUCUUGAUCCACAUGUCAGGUUAAGGAUUGAUAAACUUCAAGUGGCCUUGAAGUAUCUUGGGAUUGAUCCAACUGAUGAGGAGAAGGUGGAACUUAGAAGGAGACUGAAAGUAGACCAGUCAGGCAUGGUGCCAUAUGGAGAGUUUGUUGCCAUUGCCAGACAGAUCUUCAAGAUGCAACUCGAUGACAGUCGGUUUGGGGCAGGGUCAUUGACCUUUGCAGCUCAAGAUGUGACUGAUUUUGCAGAACCACCCCUCUUCCAGGAGCAGCCCCAGCAAGUUCUUCCAAGCUCGGUUCCUGUCAGUGAACUUGACAGAGUCAGGAGGGAGAGAGAUGAAGCUCUACGAGAAAUAGAAAGGCUGAAGGUACAACUUCAAGAAAAGGAUCGAUCCUUCAAUAUAGCUGAGGAAGAGUUACUACGUAUUCGCAAGGAAGCUCAAGGAGCGAUACAUGAAAGCAGAGCUUUGAAGAGUCGUGUCCAUCUGGCUGAGGCAGCGCAACGUGAAGCUCGGAACAUUGAGAUAGAUUAUGAAGAAGUAGUCCACAUGCUAGAAGCUGAGAUUGCAAUAUUGCAAAAGAAGAUAUCCAAGACACCUCCUCCUAACAAGGUCAGUUCAGCAGGUGUUGAGGAACUUGAUAAGAGGAUAGCUGUUAUGAGCUGUGAGCUAAGAAAAGCUGAGAUCAGUAAAAAGACAUAUGAAGUAGCCACAGAGAAGCUAUUGCAGUUUGCUGAGCUUGUCCACGAGUGCGUCAGUCAUGGCCCCAAUGCCAUCAUGGUGAACCAAACAAGGGGGCGUGGGGAGAGUGCCAGACGGGGUGAUACAGGCUUCAUACCCCCAGGGUACCUAGCUAAACACAACAAGCAAGGCCCAUUGAAUCUUGCUACAGAAGCAAAAGAGACGGUCAAAGCAGUCAAAAAACUAUUGGAUGUUGAACCAUUACCAUAUGGCUGGGAAGAGGCCUAUACAGCAGAUGGCAUGAAGUACUAUCUCAAUCAUGUGAACCAGAGAACCACAUGGAUUCAUCCUGUGUCUAGCAUCAACCACCUACCAGCCAUAGAGGAAAAUGGUAGAGACUUACCAGAGACCAAAACAUGAAAUGAGUAGCAAGGAAACCUGGCUUUUUAUUUUCCGAAGUUUAUUUCUUCAGCAGGCUUUACAUUUGUUGUUGUGUGUCACUGAUUUUCUCUAACCCAAGAGCAUUUCUAGACCAUUUUAAAUGGGAGGGGGGUUAACUAUUAUGAAAUUUGCUGACAGAGCAUCGACAAAUAAGUUGAUGCCCACCCUGCAUCCUUUCCCCUUCUCCAUUCUUGCCAACAGCACCAUGAUUUUGCCAACAAAACUGAUAAAUGGAGGGGUGCAAACCCCUCCCCCCAGCAACGGCCACACCUCUCUUCCUCAUUCUUCCCCUGUUAGCAUUGAUUCAUUUAUAAGCAGUAAUUUUGUAUCCAUUUACGUCAGCAUUUAUGUGUCUGUUCAUUAUUUUUUAAAUCUCAAAUUUCUAGCAUGGUGUAGUUUCUACUAGGCUCAAAUGCUUUGCCCAUUGAUCAUUGUAAAGAGAAGGUAUGAAUGUACUUGACAUUUUGUAGCUAUAAAUGAGGCAGAAUUUCUUCAUUAUGUGAAGUAUUGCUUUUGCAAGUCUCUUGUAGAUUUAAGGCAAAAAAGAAACUUCAAAUCAUGUUUCUUAUGAAAAAGGUUGAUAUAUUUUUAAUUUUUAUUUGGGAUGUUGUAUUUUUUCUAGCAAUCACUGUAAUAAAGAGAUUAAAAUAGCCUCCAAAAUAGCAAUAACUGUUUUGUUCCUUUAUUUCUAUUUUAUUAUCUAGAUUAAUUAACAGUUCUUUUCACAACUGUCUUGAAAGAUUUCUUGGACCUUUAAAUUUGUAAAUAAUUACAUGUACUUCAGCAGGGUAUUCAUCUUUUGUUCCAGCUUGUACAUAUUGUUCUUCUUUCAUCAAUUUACACGCAUUUCAUGAGACUCUGUCAUGGCAGGCUAUCUAUAUUACAUAAUUUAUUCCAAAUCCCGUAAUUUCUGAGCAUAAUUUUGUUAAGAUGAAUAUACAGUUUCUUAUAGGUGCAAGUAUGACAAAUGAUUUAAUUAAUGGGGAUAAGACAAUGGUAUAGUUUACAGAGCUAUUCUGUUUUUUGGUAAACUAUGCUGAAUAUUGAUGGUCCUUUGAAUAAUUUGUUUGAAUAUGCAAGGAACGGUCAUUAGUCACUCCUUAUUUGUCUUAUUAACUUGAUAAAUUUUACAUAUAUUCAGGAAUUAUUGUCUUGAAUUUAACUACCAUUUAAUCGUUCAUAUCACAACCAUCUGAAGUUCGUUUUUUAUUGUUGAAUCACUCCCCUUUUUCGACGAAAAUAAGUUAAAUCCAGUAUUCCAGAUCUCUACUCAGUAUUUCAAGUCUGUUUAAUCCUCUUUGUUUGUUUUUACUAUUUCCCUAUAGAUACCUUUUUAAUAAGGUUUACAGGGUGCCCCCAUGUCAGAAGUAGCUUUUUUUCCUCGCAAGAGAUGCAUUUGUAGCGGUAUCAAAGUAAAAAAUUCAGAGAGUGC